Asterias rubens (European starfish) is the source of this 3603-nucleotide messenger RNA. Its product is annotated as integrin alpha-6-like. Gene Ontology annotation, cellular component: integrin complex; external side of plasma membrane. Lineage: Eukaryota; Metazoa; Echinodermata; Asteroidea; Forcipulatida; Asteriidae. The record is from RefSeq and is a predicted model, not a curated record. Gene Ontology annotation, molecular function: integrin binding. The transcript is spliced from 26 exons. Gene Ontology annotation, biological process: cell adhesion mediated by integrin; cell-matrix adhesion; integrin-mediated signaling pathway. Bases 88 to 3501 code for a protein of 1137 amino acids.
ACACACACAUUGGUUUCCUGCACUGUCCCGAAGACUAGGUCUCUGUGUUCUGUCAGAAAACUGGCAUUUCUUCAAGAUAUUGUGACGAUGGGGACGUUUAAUGAAUACCGAUGGAAUUGCCACUUUCCUAUGGAUGUUUUAUUAGUGUUUGUGGUAGUUCUUCAAACUGUUGGAAGGAUAGAAUGUUCGAAUUUAGAAGUUCGUUUGCCGAUGGUGAAAGAAGGUCCAAUGGAUAGCCUGUUUGGAUUUUCAGUUGCUGAACACAUUGUUUCAAUGAAAGAACCAACACUAUCAGACAACUACGAUGGAAGCUUAAUUCUUGCUGGAGCGCCAACAUAUGAUGAUCCAGAUGCACUGGUAGCUAAGACCGGUGCUGUCUUCAAGUGUCCUCUGAGUACAUAUGUAGAUGAUUGUCAAGAUAUGAAUCUAGAUAUUACAGGCAAUGAUGACACUGAGAAUAAAACAGACCAAUGGCUUGGUGUAACAGUGAGAAGCCAGGGGCAAGGUGGAAGAGUUGCUACUUGUGCUCAUCGCUACAAAGUGUUGUCUUCUGACACGAUAAGUGGUCUUGGAAAAUGUUACUUGAGGAUGAACGAUCUUACAGAAGACUUAUCCAUACCUGGAGCUUGGACUAUGUGCAGAAAUAUGGAACUUGGAAAGAAGAAAUUUGGUUACUGCCAGGCUGGAACUGGCUUCUACAUCUCACAGAAAGAAGAAGGUAUAGCAGGGGAGUUCAUAGCAGGCAUACCAGGAGCCGGUGAUUGGAGAGGAGGAAUCUUUACUACGACUGUCCCUGAUGAAGAUGAAAUCAAUCCUGAUCUAAGACGCACAGCAUUGGAUGACGAGUCAGCUGGAGUCGGUCUCAACAGCUAUCUAGGUUUCUCAGUCACAUCUGGUAAAUUUGGGGACAAAUUUAUGGUUGCGUCUGGUGCUCCGAGACACAAUGCUAUAGGAGCGGUCGUUAUGAUUUCAAAGCAUUUCGGUGGCUUGAGACAGGAAUACGUUCUUAAAGGAGAGCAACCUGCAGAGUCUUUUGGUUACGAGGUUUGCUCUGCAGACUUAGACGGAGAUGGUUUUGAUGAUUUGAUUGUUGGAGCACCUAUAUACUACAAUAGAAGUACUGAAGCAGGAGGUCGUGUUUAUAUCUAUCUCAAUAAGUAUCAGAACGGUACUUUUCUUGGUAUUGAGCCAACUCGUCUGACCGGUGUUAGAGAUUCUAUGUUUGGUAUAUCAAUCGCUAACCUCGGAGAUCUCAACAUAGAUGGCUAUGAGGAUAUUGCCAUUGGUGCACCUUAUGAGAAUAACGGUGUAGGUGCAGUGUAUAUUUACCAUGGUGGACCAGAUGGUAUUAUACAACCAGCCUCUCAGAAGAUAACCCCAGCUGAUUUACCAGAUGACCUUCCGACAAGUCGAGAUAUCGGUCAAGCAUUUGGGUAUUCCUUGUCUGGCGGUCUGGAUCUGGACGGUAACCAAUAUCCAGAUUUGACCGUUGGUGCUUUUCAAGCUGAUGCUUUGGUUACAUUUAGAGCCAGACCAAUUAUAAGUAUCACAGCGGAACUACAGCUACGAGAAUCACAGAUCGAUCCUAAUAUAACAACUAAAAAAGGAGCAGAAGCGUUUAGGUCCUAUGUUCAAGUGCAAAUGAAGUACGAAUGCAACGCAGAUAGAUUUGACGAGUUCAUGCGAGUUGAAUAUUCCAUCGAAGCAGAGGAGGAGAGGCGUGAUUUGGGUUUAACUUCAAGAGUAAUCUUUGAAGCGUCUGAUUCCUAUGCCAUCCGUGACCAGACAAUUCUUCUUCAACCUCAAAGUAAUGAAGAGACUGUAAAAUCAACCAGAUUUUGGUUCACUCUUAGGCCUGGAUUUACGGAUAUCUUUCGCAAGAUACCCUUCAAGUUAAACUACAAAUUACCUGAUGUGGAAGUGACGACCCCUACCCCAGGUGAACCAGUACCUGAUCUCAACAAGUUUGCGAUUCUUAACAGUCAGAUGGAUCCGUCUAAAGUUGCUGAGCUCGAUUUCAUCAAGGCGUGUGCCCAGCUAGAUGGAGAAUGCAUCACCGAUCUAGAAGUUGCAGCCUACUUGCAUCUAGACGAUCAGGAAAAACCAGUUCUACGUGUUGGAGAACACAAGAAUCUAUUUGUAACCGUUACGGUUAGAAACAACGAAGAGCCAGCGUAUGAUGCUAAACUGACGAUAACAUUCCCAGAGAUGCUGGAAUUCAGUAAGAUCGAGGACGAUGCUUCCCAGCUUAUUCGCUAUGGUUGUAAUCUGUUAGAAGACAACACUACUGUGAUAGUUUGUAAGUUGGGCUACCCCUACAAGGAGAAGCAAUUGGAAGCAUUCACGUUGAAGUUUGAUACAAGGGACGUUCCAUCUGAUGCUAGUAACUUUACCAUCAGAAUGUCAGCAACAUCGACUAACCGAGACUCUAAUCCAGAUGAUAACCAAGUCAGUCUCUUUGCUGAAGUACAAAGUAUCACAGAUAUUCAAAUUAUAGGUGAGACCAAUAAGGAGCAGUACACGUUUGAAGGAGAUGUAAUUGGAGAGAGUGCAAUGACCUACACAGAUGAGAUUGGUGAUGAAGUUAUACAUACCUGGACUGUGUAUAACAAUGGAUCUGGUAUUGUCGCAGAGUCUGUGGUGACCAUUAGUUUCCCUUAUGAAGUAGCCAAUGGUAAAUGGCUCUUAUAUCUGACACAUGAACCAAUGGUUGAAGAUAACAAGGGCCAAUGUGAGAUUGAUCCAAUCUAUGUGAAUGAACUCCAACUUGAGGAACGUCCAGAAGAACCCACUAUCGUUCAGGUGACCACUGAAGCUUCACCCCUUGUAGGAAGGUCUCAAUCCCCUAAUGAUGAGUCUCCAACAGAUGGAUCUAAGACGACACGGUCACCUAAAGGUAGAAGGAGACGCCGAGAUGUGGUGAAUGAGGAACAAGGUGCACAGAAGAGCAGAGCGCAGGAACAACAGGGGCAGAUAUUGACACUGAAUUGUUACGACAAGACGGCCCGUUGCUUUGAAUUCAAAUGUAAAAUGGAGCGUCUUGGAGAAGAAGAUGAAGCAAAGAUUUAUGUGAAAUCACGACUUUGGAAAAGUACCUUCCUCGAGGAUUACAUCAAUGCUAAAGAGGUGUUGGUUACGUCUGUUGGAAAGAUAGACAUCCUGAAUGCUCCCUUUUUGACUCAAAGUAAUGAUGACAACGAUGUGUUCAAUUUGACAAUGGAAGUUAAGCCUAGUAGUGUGACCCUACCUCCACCAGAACCCUUAGCUUGGUGGAUCAUUCUGGUGGCUGUCUUAGUUGGUAUCAUCAUUCUUAUUAUUCUCAUUAUUUUACUAUGGAAGGUUGGAUUUUUCCGUCGACCAGGAACAAGAUCGGGUGGCCCAUGUGGAUUCUUUGAGAGGAAGACCAUGGGAUACAAGUAUGCAACAGUUACACAGAAGACUGCUGGUGGUAACGCAGCUACUGAAAAGACUGCUUACUACGAUGAGAAAUACUUCACAUAAAUACUCUACACAAGUAUCUAUGUGUGGGUUCGAUUAGCUUCCCUUGGUCGACCCCGGUCUACACCCGGUACGUUCAAAUAGCUUUGACGUCAUUCCAGGGGC